Messenger RNA from Purpureocillium lilacinum, 1674 nucleotides. RefSeq lists its product as uncharacterized. The record is from RefSeq and is a predicted model, not a curated record. Lineage: Eukaryota; Fungi; Ascomycota; Sordariomycetes; Hypocreales; Ophiocordycipitaceae.
AUGGCUGUCGAUCUUCUCGACGGCCUCGACGCCUCCUUGCAGGACUUCGAGCCCCCAGUCAGCCCUACGAGCAUGCGCCACUCGUCGGCGCUGCCCAGCGAACCGGCCACGGAGGAUCUCGAGGAAUCGGACAUCGGUUCAGGCGGUGGGUACUCGCCGCCAGCGUGGCGGAACCUCGGCAACGGAGAUCGGAGUCGCGGCUUCUGGAAGCCCCAGCCAGAGCGAUUUCAUAGGGCGCUGUCGCCAGACUCGGAUGACGACUAUCAGAGCGACGACGACGUGGUCCUCGAGCAGGCCAUUCGCACGAGGCUACCCCAGGGGAGCCUCAGCCCAGAUAAGGGCCGCAGUCCAAGCCCGCCACCGCCCGAAGACACGACUCUGAAGGUUGACCACAAGAGCCCAUCUCGAGAACUGCCCUUGGCGGAUUUGAGGGCCUCACCACAGCCGCCAGAUAAUUACAUCCGCUUUGCUGUGCGCGCCGAGGUUUUGCAGCGCACGAGACCUAUUGAGAACGCCAUAACAUUCCUCCAGAAGCAAUACAAUGCCAUCUUUGCGAGCUGGGGCACGAUCCUGACCACCUUCUUUAUCGCCGUAUUCUCCAUAUCCACGGCCAAAAUGCUAUCAAAGCCCGCGGCACCGCGACCAGUAGGUGAUCUGGUCAAGAUUGCGGGCUUAGCGCGCUCCUUCGAGCCGCUCAUCUACUUCUCCGAGCCGGCCGUUGCGCAUGUCAAGGAACUGCAAUCGACGAGCAUCGCGAUAUGGGACCUGGGCGAGUCGGUGCGGAUCAGCGGCAUGGCGGACGCCGACACGAUUGUUCAGAACCUCGAUGCGAUUAGCGAGACGAUGAAGAAGCUCGUUCUGGACUUGACCAGGUUUCACACUCACGUUGACGGAGACAUCGAUGCUAUACUCGAUGUCAUGGACUGGGCAAAGAUGCACCUGAACCGCCUCAACACGCGGCCUCCACCUUCCCACCUCUCACACGCAUACGACAACAUUCACAACCUCCUUACUGACGCCCAAAUCCUCGAAGAUGCCACAGGCGCGCCGACCCGCGUGGGUCGCGUCACUACCGCCGUGUUCGGCAUGAGUAACCCGCAGCGCGAGCAGAGGAUGAUCCAGCGCCUCUUCACGGCCUUCAUCUCCACCAUCGAGGAGGCGAUCCAGGACGAGCUCGAGCACAGCGUCAGCCUCUUCGCGCUCUUCGACGACAUCGACGACCACUUCCUCAAGCUGGCGCGGCACGUGGCGCACGAGUCGUCGACACAGGAGGAGUUCCACGCGGAGCUCCUCUCGGGGCUCUGGGCGCGCAUGCUCGGCCCCCGCGCUGCCGAGCUGCGCAAGUUUGAGCGCAACAAGGCCCUCCUGCACGACGUGCGCCACAAGACGGUCCGCAACAAGGGCAACCUCGUCAGCCACCACGGCAAGCUCCUCACCCUCAAGGCCUCGCUCGAGUCCCUGCGCGGCAAGCUCGCCUCCCAGCUCGUCCGCGGCCUCAACUCGAGCACCCUCACACUCGAGGACCAGAUACGCGGCAUCGCCGGCGUGCGCGACUACCUCUCCGACAUUCGCCGCCAGCAGAAGAGCAAGGUCAUGGAGACGCUCUACUCCAUCGACCGCACCAAGAAGUACAGCGUCACGCCGGAGAUCGAGAUGGGCAGCAGCGGCUUGUAA